UCCCUCAGCCCACCCUGAGAGCUCAGGCUGCCGAGCCCUUUGCCAGUGGGACCUGAGGUUCCUGACCUCGGGUAGAUCCCUGUUGAGGCAUCCUGCUGAGGGCACAUCCCAAUGAUCUGAAAAGUCUUGUUCCUAUGGUGUCAGCAGUUAUUUGGGAGCACACAAAAGGAAAGAUGAGACCCUAUUCUUACGCAGAAUUAAUCACUGCUUGCUCCAAAUGCUCAAGGACUGGCUCUUAAUCACAGCAGGUUCAUAAGGGCAAUAUUUUUAGGAUGGCUGGCAAAACAGUUCGCUAUACUUUCUUGCAUCCAUUAGCUUUCAAGCAAACUUAAGCUUAACUGGGGAGAAAGGUGGUAGUUUGCUCUUUUGGAGGGAGGGAUAUGUGCUUUUUGGAGUGGAUGUUGUGGACACCUAUACUGAUACUGCCUCUUGUACACCUCCAGUAAUUAUUCAAGAAAGAAUCCAAGUCCCCUUCAGUAACACCACUUAUUAGCUGCAUAGGAAAAGAAAUUAUGUGCUGUACCUUGUGUUUGCUAUGCAUGUACAAACAAUUUUUAGAAACAAGUGUUUCUGGAUGUUGGCAUCUAGUAACAUCAUAACUGAAUUUAGCCCAUCAUGUCUGUAAGAGACAAGAUUAUCACUUUGUACAUGGUUAUUUGUACCCAUGAGAUUGGUAUAUGUUCAUUUGGCAAUAGGAGGUUAUUAAAACUGAGAAGGGGAAAGACCUAUUCUUGCUUUGAUUUAGAGUGAUUUCAAAGUCAGACUGAAGCUGAGAUCCCAUUCUCUUUACAUCAUAACUAUAACAUAUAGCAAUAAGCACCUAGUGCCAUUUAAAUUAUUGUGUCGCAAAAUACAUAAAUCCCUUUAAUUUUCUUGUGAUCAUAUAAAAAAUCAUAUAUAAAUUUCUCAGAACUAAAAUGUGGCUCAAGAGACAGGUAAGGGCAGAGGUAGAAAGCUGGUCAGUUUGCUAUUACAGAGAACCGUGCUGGGGUUUAAUUUCACACUGUAAAAGCAUAUUGAGGUCCUUGGAAAACAUCAUUCACAGGCAGAAUAAGUGUUUCUCUUACUGAAAAUAAUGAUGAUUUCUUCUUCAGUUAUUGUGUUAUGAAAACCAUGGGAAAAAAGGAAAAUCACCAGACUGACCUUUUUUGCAACUGGAUGUGUGGCUUCACAAGAAGUAGAUUCUCUUGACGUGACAGAGAUAGUAGUGGCCAAUAGAUACGUUAUUAUCUUUACAGGACAGGUUUUGGAAUAUGCAUACAGGUACUGAGAAAGUUUUUUAUGUCUUAGCCUGAAAAUUUUUCAUUAUAGUCAGAAGCAACAUGGCUUUCGAUUUUUUCCCUCUUUCUGAUGGUCACUACUUUGUAUGUCCAAGUAGCAAAACCAGAGCUUUGAUCCUGCCUAAGAGAGCCUGUAUUUCUACACUUGUGUUGCACGUUUGAAAGAUGUGUUCCAUGAAGAGAAACUAAUGAUAACACACAAAAAUUAAGCCUUCAGAGCCAUGCAGUGUGUUGAAGGCACCGAGCGGUGCAGUGCAGCUGACAGUGCCAUGUAACUUCUUUUGCUAAAAUUUCUGAAUGUUGAUUUUAAUUACAAAGAUUGAAUGCACUUCUACACCUUCAUGGUGGAGCAAGCCACAGUUGGGUUUUAGCUUCCCAGUGGUAAAUAAAAUAAUCAUAACAACACACCCGAGCAUAAGGGAGGUGCAGGAACUGCACGUGGGGCUUCCUUUGAAACAGAAACGUAGGGGCAGCCUUGACAUGCAGGACCGACGACCCAUCUUGUCUGGUGUUCUGUCUCUUGGAGUGCAGACUACCAUGUCCUUCUGAGAGGGAUGUGAGGAACAUCAGAACAGACAGGCACCAAGUCAGCUGCUCACGAAGAGCAGUCCUUCCAAGCCACUCACAAAAGAGAGGCUCUCUCGUGGCCUUUUAAGAAGGAGUAAGGCUAAGAGGAGGUGGCAGUGAGGUGCUUGUUACUAUCAACUCCUUCUCAGUAAACCGCAUCCGUUUUUCAGGCGUGUACACUAGAAUGUGAAGGAAAGCUGCCUUCUGCCAAAGCCUGGGAGACCUGCAAGGAGCUCCUGCAACUGGCGAAGCUGGAUCUUCCUGAGGAUGGCAACAUUGCUCCAGGAGACAGGAAGGAGCUGGACGAGAACCAUCUGCUCGCAAAGAAGUACGGAGGCUUCAUGAAAAGAUACGGGGGGUUCAUGAAGAAAAUGGAUGAGCUCUAUCGGGUAGAACCGGAGGAUGAAGCUAACGGAGGAGAAAUCCUGGCUAAGAGGUAUGGAGGGUUUAUGAAGAAAGACUCGGAUGACGAUGCCCUUGCUAAUUCCUCUGAUCUGCUGAAGGAGCUUCUUGGAACAGGGGACAACCCCGAAGCGGGGCAUUACCGAGAGAUAAACGACAACGACGGGGACGUCAGCAAAAGGUACGGAGGUUUCAUGAGAAGCGUAAAGCGCAGCCCCGAGUUGGAAGAUGAAGCCAAAGAGCUGCAAAAGAGAUACGGUGGUUUCAUGAGAAGGGUGGGCAGGCCAGAGUGGUGGCUGGAUUACCAGAAACGAUACGGUGGGUUUCUUAAGCGCUUCGCCGACUCCAUUCUCCCUUCAGAAGAAGACGGGGAAACUUAUUCCAAAGAGGUCCCAGAGAUGGAAAAGAGAUACGGUGGAUUUAUGAGAUUUUAAUACCUUUCCCUUUAUCCCUUUUGUCCUAAAUGAGAAAGACUGCCUUACUGGUCAUAACUUAUUGUAACGUGUUGCUUGUACUGUACAGUUUUUUACUGUCCUUGGUUAAUGAUGCAACCUGCGAUUUGUUGUUUCAGGUUCUGUGUUCUUUCAAGUCAAAUAACUAAUUUCUGUUUUAGUCAAGUUUCAGUCUGUAUUGUAGUUUCCAUGCUAGAACUAUUUUGAUUACUGUAUUCAUUUUCUUUAAAGAGGAAGUACAUCUACAGUAGAGUUGCUUAACUGUAUAUACAAUAAAUUCUUCAUCCUAACUGCA
Calidris pugnax (ruff) is the source of this 2996-nucleotide messenger RNA. It is a transcript of the gene PENK, whose product is annotated as proenkephalin. Gene Ontology annotation, biological process: chemical synaptic transmission; neuropeptide signaling pathway; sensory perception. NCBI's taxonomy places the organism in Eukaryota, Metazoa, Chordata, Aves, Charadriiformes, Scolopacidae. The record is from RefSeq and is a predicted model, not a curated record. The transcript has a single exon. Gene Ontology annotation, cellular component: dendrite; plasma membrane; axon terminus. Gene Ontology annotation, molecular function: opioid receptor binding. Bases 2189 to 2683 code for a protein of 164 amino acids.